AUUUUGUAUUAACCGCAUGGUAUAUGCUUUAAAAUUGUAUAUAUCACUUAAAUAUAAUAUUUCCUUUGCAAUAUGUUAAGAAGCCGUUUAUUUUAAGUAUAAUGUAAACGGAUAUUCAAGAGUGAUAUACUUGCCGAUAAAUAAAAUAUCACAAUAUGGCAGAGCAACAACAAUCACCUUCUGGCUUUAAACGUAUGUCUUUAGAUAAAAUUAUUGAAGCUAUGACUUCAGAUUUAGAAAGUUCUAAUGGUCAUUAUGUUCAAUUUGGUGUAAAUCCACAACAAACUACGUCUCAUAAUUGGGGAAAUUAUUCUUCAAAUCAAACAAGACAUUAUAUUGCUGGUCAAUCUUGUCAUUCUAAUCCAACCACAAUGCAAUCCAUGCCUCCAAUGGGUGCUCCUCUUUAUAUGCAAGAUAUGUCGAAUUAUGAUUCUGCAACAGAUUCAAUCUACUUUCCAUCUCAAGCAGUAAAUCACUUAGGUAUAAAUGAAAAUAAUGAUUUAAUUGGCACUAUAGAUGUUGGAAGAGGCAAUUAUAUUAAUGUAAUUUAUGGAAAUGCUUCGCAAAUUAUGGCAGAACAAUGUCAGCUUUCAAAUAUGACAUCUUACAGAAAUCAAAACAUAAUUGAUCGAGAAUAUGGUCUUUUUAAUGAUCGACACAUGAAUGUGCCAUCUGAAUUGCCAACUCAAAAUUUUAAUGGAAAACAAUUAAUUGAGAAUUUGGUUGGUAAUUGGGUGCCAAAUCAGUCUGGUACAUAUAGUCCCUUUGGUGGAUCUCCAAAUGUAACCCCAGUACUGCAACCAAACAUAGAUAUUAGAGAUCCUGAAGAAUUGCCUAGAAAUUCAACUGACUUUCAACAUAAGAAACCUCGUAUGGUAGCAGAAGUUAAACCUAUGCGACCCUCUUAUUCUGAUGUUCUAACAAAAUCUGCUCCAACACCUCCAUCUCCUCUAACAGUUCAAUCUAUAAAACCCAAAACAGAAUCUGUAAGUAAGAAGGUUUCUAAUAAAAAUUCAAAGAAUAAAUCUAAAUCUACAACAUUAAAGAGACAAAAUUCAUCUGGUAGUGAUGAUCACAAUUCCCCAAAAAUACAAAUACCACGAAAAGUAUUAGAAAAAAAUAAUUCGAACCUCCCAAGACGCUGGGUAUCAUUAGAUAAUCUUGGUUCACCAACUGAAGUUAAUGAAAUAAAUAGUUUUGAUAGAUCAAACCAAUUUGAAAAGAAAAAAGUUUCUAAAAUAUCUAAGAAGGCAGAAAAGGGAGAGACACUCAAUAAUUCAAAAGUUCAAAAUAAUAAUCCUAAAUCUACUGGAAAUAUUCCUAAACGUCCCAUACAAAUAAAUAAUAAUUUAAAUAUAAUAAACACUUCCAGUGAAACUAUUUAUUCUGAAAAAAUAGAGAAAAAUCAACAGGUUGUGAAUAAAGUAAAUAAAGAAGAAAAAAAGGUAACCAAGGAAAAGAAUUCUAAACGUUUUCAGGUUGAAAAAACACAAAUUAAAAAGGCUCAAAGAAAUCGAAGAAGAGAAAAUAGGGAAUCACCAGUUAAAGAUUUAUAUAAAAACUUAAAUAAAUAUGCUAACCAUUGGAUUAAAAUUGGAUUAAAAAUAUUUCAUUGGUUACUACAUCUAGUAUCUGAUGUAGUUAGCAUGAGUGCUAAUCUUAUGAUUCUUCUUGGAAAAUGUGGAUGGUAUCAUGCUAUACUAUAUUUAAAAUAUUUAUGGGUUUAUAUGGCUAUGACAUUUUCAAAAAUUCGUAUUUUGAAUGCUAUUGGCAAGCAAUUGGAUAAUUGGUUCGGUAAUAGUAAAUUUGCGUUUUGGCGUAAAAUAAAAACUAAAAAUGAAGAAAAAGAAGAAAAUAGUAAUUGGAUACAUGGUGGUCUUGAAACCAAUAUUGCAUUACCCAGCACUGGUGAAGAGGCUAUGAAAAGAUUAUUAGCUUGUAAAGGAAAGGAUCCCUACAGUAUACUUGGUGUUACGCCAACAUGUUCAGAUGAUGAUAUUAAAAAGUAUUAUAAGAGACAGGCCUUCUUGGUUCAUCCAGAUAAAAAUAAUCAGCCUGGUGCGGAAGAAGCAUUCAAAAUACUUGUACAUGCAUUUGAUAUAAUUGGUGAACCGGAACGUAGACAAGCAUUUGAUCAAACUAGACAAGUUGAAGCAGCUUGGGGUGUAUUAAGUGAUUUACUCUCUCAACUUCACAGAAAGAUGGAACAGGCAGCAAAUACAAUAAGAUGUACAAAUUGUGGUUUAAGGCACAAAAGAAUUCCAACACAACGUCCUUGUUAUGCAGCAAGAUAUUGUGCUCAAUGUAAAAUACGUCAUGGUGCAAAAGAAGGAGACAUUUGGGCAGAGUCUCGUUUAAUGGGCUUUCUUUGGCAUUAUUAUGCCUGUAUGGAAGGAGCAGUAUAUGAUGUCACAGAUUGGGCAGCUUGUCAAGCUGGUAAUUUAAAACACCUAAGAGCAAAUACACAUAGUGUUCAGUAUAGAAUUGUCUUAGGUCAACGACCGCCAUCACGAACGGCUAAUAAUGGUAAAAGACGCCAACAAAUAGAUCCAAAUACCAGUGAGGCAGAUUUUGAGAACUUCUUAAAAAAGUUAUACAAUCACACCAAGAGCGGAAAUUCAAGUCCACCAAAUCAAAGUUCUUUUGGAGGGGACUGUAAGCGUCGUAAAACUAAACGUAAGAAGUAAAAAGUAUGGCAAGUUACUUUCUAAUCUCUUAGCAUCCAUCAUGUAUAAUUAUACAAUAAUAUACAUAGUACUCCCAAAUGAA
Messenger RNA from Bombus pyrosoma, 2769 nucleotides. Its product is annotated as dnaJ homolog dnj-5. The transcript is spliced from 6 exons. Gene Ontology annotation, molecular function: dopamine receptor binding. The record is from RefSeq and is a predicted model, not a curated record. NCBI's taxonomy places the organism in Eukaryota, Metazoa, Arthropoda, Insecta, Hymenoptera, Apidae. The coding region runs from base 156 to 2687 and encodes 843 amino acids.